This is a messenger RNA of Lindgomyces ingoldianus, 198 nucleotides long. RefSeq lists its product as uncharacterized. Lineage: Eukaryota; Fungi; Ascomycota; Dothideomycetes; Pleosporales; Lindgomycetaceae. The transcript is spliced from 2 exons. The coding region runs from base 1 to 198 and encodes 65 amino acids. The record is from RefSeq and is a predicted model, not a curated record.
AUGUUCGCUACAUUGUUUUAUUGCGCACUUUCUUUGUUGAGUAUAUCUAACGCCCUACCCUUUACUAUCCCAACUAUUACAUCCUUGAAGACUAUUCAUUCCUCCUCCCCCCCGUGCUUGAAUCGCCGCGUAACGCCAUUAUGUCAUCGCGUCGUUUACAUCGUUACCAAUCUAGAAUUUACACUCUCCACUCUCUAA